Pyrus x bretschneideri (Chinese white pear) is the source of this 312-nucleotide messenger RNA. RefSeq names its product loricrin-like. The record is from RefSeq and is a predicted model, not a curated record. Bases 1 to 312 code for a protein of 103 amino acids. The transcript is spliced from 2 exons. NCBI's taxonomy places the organism in Eukaryota, Viridiplantae, Streptophyta, Magnoliopsida, Rosales, Rosaceae.
AUGAAAAGCACUGUAAAAGCGUUAGGCAAUGGUUGUGAUGAUGGUCAUGGUGGUGCCAAUAAAGAGGUGUGGUGGUUGGGCUACAGAGGUAGCAAUGGUGAUAGGGGAGGCGACAAUAUCGGUGAUGAUGGUGGCAGUUGUGGCUGUGGUGGUAGUGGUGUUUAUAGUGGUGGUGGCAGCAGCAGUGGCUGCAACGAUGGUAGUGGCAGUUGUGGUUAUGGUGGUAUUGUGGCAGGUAUAGUUGUGGUGGUGGUUGUAGUUGUGGUGGCGGUGGCAACAUUAGUGGUGGCACUGGCAAUAGGUGGUGCAUAA